This is a messenger RNA of Propithecus coquereli (Coquerel's sifaka), 4176 nucleotides long. It is a transcript of the gene CATSPERT, whose product is annotated as amyotrophic lateral sclerosis 2 (juvenile) chromosome region, candidate 11. NCBI's taxonomy places the organism in Eukaryota, Metazoa, Chordata, Mammalia, Primates, Indriidae. The record is from RefSeq and is a predicted model, not a curated record. The transcript is spliced from 20 exons.
AUGGAGCCGCCCCAAGAGACAAGUAGGCCUGCCAACACAACUGAGAACCGCGGCGGGCGGGCCCAUUCCCUGUAUGCCGUACCUGUACUUGGGAGAAGUCCCUAUGGCAACCCAGACAACGCGAAAGGGUCAGAAAUUUCUUCCAUCCAAACAACCCAGGACCGUGGUAGGACACCCAAGGACAAGGGCCAAGAGGGCACUGGAAACCGGCUGCUGAACAUGCUGAGAAAAACUCUUAAAGGGGCUGUUACUGAAGAAGUGGUAACAGCACCUGAGACACCAACUUUAGUACCAUUUGGAGAUGUGGUUGGCUGCCUGGCUAUUCAUAUAAGGAAUUGCAGACAUUUUACGACUAAGAUCAAUUUUCGGCGUUACACUGAUUUAUUCAUUCGCAUUUCAAUAAACAAAGUUGUGAAAAGUACAAAAAUUUGUAGCUUGCUAGCCACAAACAAUGCAAAGAAUGUUGCAAUUAAGUUUGAUGAAGUGAAGUAUUUUUCUGUACAGGUUCCCAGACGUCAUGAUGAUGAGCGGAAUAAUAUUUACCUGGAACUAAUGCACUACGACAAUAUAAAAAAUUGUCCUCUCUUGUUAGGGAGUGUUCAGAUACAUCUUUAUGAAGUAAUUCAGAAGUACAAAUUUAUUGAGAAACUCUUUCGCUACAAUAGAGAUGUGUUUAUUUGCAGGUUGGAGGUGGAAUGUAUGUUCUCCUAUGGAAACUUUGGUUAUGGAUUUUCACAUCAGUUAAAACCUUUUCAGAAAACUACUGAGCCAUCCAUGUUUGUGAAUACUACACCACCUCCAGAAAGAACAGAUCCUGUGACAAAGGUUAUUAUGCCACAGCCAGUAGAAUAUCCAGCAUUCUUAUCCCCAGACCUGAAUGUUACUGUUGGGACUCAAACUGAGCACCCCUCCAAUCAGCCAUCUGUAGUAAAACUUGAAAAACUUCAACAACCACCUCGGGAAAGGGAAACUAAUGUGAAUGAGGUACUUGAAAGCUCAAAUUAUAAUAAAUCUGAAGAGAAGCUUAAAAAUAUUGAAACAGAAGAUGCCCCUCUUAUAAAGGAGAUAGCUGAAACUACUCCAAAUGAGUUACCGGAUAAGGACAAUAAGAAAGGCCUGACCAUACCAACUUUGAGCCUAUUAGAACAAGAUAAUUCAGCUACUGUUUCUCCUAAAAGUGAUGAAUCAACGCCUUCACCCACAGAUAUUCCAUUGACCAUUAUUCCUAGAGUGGAAAUCACAGAAGAGGACAAUAUACCACCUUUAUAUCCAUGCCCAUCAGAAGUUCUGCCAGCGAGAAAAAUGAAAAAUUUAUUAUAUCCACGAGGCGUAAAAUUGAAAGCUAGAUAUCCAAGCAUUUCAAAAACAGAAUCAUCUCCAUCAGAGGUAAAAUUUAGCAAAUAAAAAUACAGGAAACCCAGUUACCUUGAGGCUUACAUAAAAUUGAAGCCAAACUUUCAGUUUCAGAAAUUCAACAAGGACAGUUUUGAUCCUAUUCUAAGGAAGAAAAACAAAAAAAUGUCAGUCAGAAAAAGGAAAGACCAAGAUAUAUACAAAUGUAGAAACAUUUUAAGUGCAGAGGUUAUAGAACAUGAAGACCAAGAUCCUCCUUAUCCAGCGUGUUCAAAAACUGCAGUACCUACUAGUAAAACCUGGACCUGUGAUCCUAAUAGCUUCACAACAAGAAAAGCUUUAGACACGAAGAAUAAGUUAGCCCAUGAUCCUCCUAUCAUCACAAUAAAGCCUGUAGGUUCUAAGAAUAAAUUAAAAGAAAACCUACCACAUGGAUCUUUACCAUGCUUCAAAAGAGACUCAUCAGUGACUGGAAAUGCAAAUACAUGGUGCCUUUCAAAGUCAUUAAGUCUUACCUCCCAUAUAGAAAGUCUAAAACAAUCAAUGAUACUCAAGUCAAUUUUAAGUAAAAAUCUGCAAGACCUUUCAGACAAAUUAUUUUCUAAACCAGAAGUCGGAAUAAACACUGAAGCAAGAAAGAAAAGUAGUUCUCCACUUUUAAGCAUUCGUGAUAAACCAUCAAGUAGUAUGGAAGAUAAAGUAUUUGAAAAAAUUCAAGAUUUAAACAGCUGGUUUUCAGAAAAAGAUAUUUUAAAUUCAAAGGCUCUUUUAAGUCAAAUAAUUAAAAAUAUUCCUGCAGAUUUACUUUCAGAAGGUGGAUCAGGAAAAUCUCUAGCAGUAAAAGAACGUGUCUCUGAAAAACACUUAGAGGCUGAUAAGAUAGAUUUUCCAAUGAAAAAAAAGAGUAGUUGCAAAAAGAAACAUUUAAUAAGUGAAGUAUCUAGCCCCAAAUCAGAUUUAAGUGGCAAUGUAUAUGACUAUGCUAUAAAACAAAUAUUCACUGCACCAAACUUCUCAAAAUUGGAGAUAAGAAUGAAAGAGCCAGGAGAAAUACAGAUGAACUUGCAGGAUCAAUUACUCACAUCUUGGGAGAGAAGUUUAUCUUCACGUAUUCUAGUUCCCUAUGAAAACGACGAUGAUGAAAUAGAAUUGCCACAGCCGAAAUCUGUUGUAAGCCAGAUAAUACAAGCAUUUCCUCUAGACACUCUUUUAGAAUCUGGGAUAAUCAAAGUGAUAGAAUUAGAUAAAGAACACCAAGGGAGCUCUAUGCUGAGUACAGAGAUAGCCUUUCCUGAAGAAAAGCCAAAGGAUUCUACAAAGGAUUAUUCAGAAAUCAAAAGCAAAAUAGAACUUCUUUCAGAGCAGAAUAUACCCAUCAUUUCCAAAGCUAACAUUUCUUCCGUUAGUAGAGUUAAAUUUAUAGAGGAAAGCCAAAAUAUGCUCUCACAAGAUUCAAGAUAUCAUUCAACAUCAGAUAAAGAAACAGAUUUGCCAAGUCAUAGUCAGCGGCUUGAUAGAGAAGAAAAUGAUCUAAAUUCUAGUUUAGAAAAUUUAGCUAAAUCAUUAAUGGGUAAACUUAGUGAGUCAGAUGAAAUAAUGUUAAAAUCCUUUUUUAAAAAUAUCUUUAAUGCUUUUUUCAAAUAUUUCAUAGAAGUACAACCUUCUUCCAACAAAAAUAUCCAGGCAAUUCCAUUAAAUAAAUCAUCAGAAAGACUUACAGAUACAUUGCUUAAGAAACAAAGGAAAGAACAUGGUUUCAUGCAUCUUCCUCAAGCAGAAAAUUCUAUUAGUAAAACAGAGUUUCAAGACCCAUAUAAGUGGGGUAGUAAAUCAAAAACAACUCAAUCAAAAGCUAACUUUGAAAGGACACUGAAAAUGACACCACUUGAAAAAAAGGAUCAUAUUAACAUCUGUAAGUUGACUGGUUGGGAAAAACCUGAAGCAGUAUUGUCAUCGUAUCCAGGAAUUCCUAAUUGCAAAAUGCCAAGGGAAGAUGAAGAAUACUUAAACAAACUCACUUUCCCUUCUUGGCAGACUAACACUUUAACUCAUUUCAGUUCAGAGCCUGGGGAGAAAUCAAAACUAGAAGACCAGUAUUGUCAGAGAUGGAAAGGAAAUAACAACAAUAAUAAAAAACAUUUAGUAACAUUUGCACAAUACAAAAAAGAAAUACAAAUUCAUGAUAUAAAUGCAAAUGAAAUUUACAAUGAAAAAUAUGCCAAGUUCCCUGAAUCACAGUUGUUCAAAUAUAAAGUUGUAGAAGAUGAGAAAAAUUCAAAACCAUCCCUCCUCCCAGAAAUAUUGAAGAGAGAAAAUCUGAAACCCAAGGUCAGAAGAGAAAGAGAUUAUGUUGCCAAACCCAAAAAGUCAUUUAACAAGAUAGUUAGGAUACUGCCAACCACACUGCCUGCGACAAGAAUUCACCUAAGGAAAUCUGUUCCAAAGACAUUGCUUCACUGGACUGCAAGAAAAACUAUACAUGAUUGUUCGGAUAAAUUCGAGGAUUUAAGUGUGACUUCAUUUAAUCAUCUUAAAAAAGUAAAAUCAAGAGCAAGGCUUUUAGGAAAGAGCCCAGAUGACUGCCAUAAUCAUACAAAACGCUCUGCAAGACCAUAUACUGCACCGGAGAUUAACAAACGACAAGAAAACUACACUGGAAAAUUUUCGAGUCCUCGAAUGGUUUCAGCAGGCUUAGUUCAUAUAUGUGAUAAAACUCCAGAUUAUGAAAUGCGUAAAAUGCAGCCAAAAAAAAGAUUAAAACAGGAUAUUGAAAAAUGUUCGCUCAUUUAUGAUAUUAUCCAAAUGUUAAACAGGUCAGACUGA